GAACCGGCGGAGAAGAUGGCGGACGAGGGCGGCGGCGGCGGCGCCGGGUCCGGUUUUCAUAUACCCACGAGCCUGGCGGAGGUAGCGAGCUCGCUGGGCAUUUCGGAGCAGGCGCUGCGCCUCAUGGUGUCCAUUUUCAUGGGAUACCCUUUUGCCUUGUUCCAGCGCUAUUUCCUUUUCCAGAAAAAGCUCUACCUCAUACACCUGUACAACACGCUAACGGGGCUCUUGGUUGCCUACUUCAACUUUGGGCCACAGUUCUGUCACUCCCUGAUAUGUGUCUUCGUUCAGUUUCUCAUACUGAGGCUCAUGGGCCGCACAGUCACUGCCGUCUGCACUUCCUUCUGCUUUCAGAUGCUAUAUCUGAUGGCUGGCUAUUUCUUCACUGCCACAGAGAGCUAUGACAUCAAAUGGACCAUGCCACACUGUGUUUUGACUCUCAAGCUGAUUGGUUUGGUCAUUGAUUACUAUGAUGGCAGAAAGGAAGUGCAGGCUCUCACUCCUGAACAACAAAAGUUUGCUGUUCGGGGUGUUCCUACUUUACUGGAAGUCACUGGCUUUGUGUAUUUCUAUGGUGCCUUCAUGGUGGGGCCACAGUUCUCCAUGACACAAUAUCUUAAGCUGACAAGAGGCGAGUUGACUGACGUUCCAGGCAAAAGACCCAACAGCUUUUUGCCUGCCCUUCAGCGCCUGGGCUUGGGCCUCUUCUUCAUGGUAGUCUACACUGUCGUGUCCCCAUACAUCCCUGAGGAAUACCUUGUCUCGGAUGCUUACCUGGAGCAGCCUUUCUGGUUCCGCUGCGUUUAUAUAUUGAUUUGGGGCAAGACGAUGCUCUAUAAAUAUGUUACCUGCUGGCUGGUCACGGAAGGAGUCUGCAUCAUCACGGGACUUGGCUACAAUGGAAAGGAUGAAAAGGGGAGGCCAAAGUGGGAUGCUUGUUGCAACAUGAAAGUCUGGCUAUUCGAGACAACCCCUUAUUUUACAGGCACCAUUGCCUCCUUCAACAUUAACACCAAUGCCUGGGUGGCUCGCUACAUUUAUAAACGGUUGAAAUUCCUGGGGAACAAGUUACUAUCUCAAGCAACGGCCUUGUUUUUCCUGGCUCUCUGGCAUGGUCUGCACUGUGGAUACUUGGUGUGCUUCCAAAUGGAGUUCCUCAUUGUCAUCGUUGAGAGACAGCUUAUUGACCUGGUACAUGACAGUCCACCUCUGGCUGCCUUGGCCUCGACCACUAUCUUGCGGCCUUUCUUCUACGUGAUUCAGCAAGCUCUCCACUGGAUGUUCAUGGGAUAUUCUCUGGUGCCAUUUUGCCUCUUCAGUUUGGAAAAGUGGCUCAAGGUAUACAAGUCUAUUUAUUUUGUAGGCCAUGUGGUGUUCUUCACAUUACUGUUUGCAUUGCCUUACGUGCGGAAAGUACUUGUGCCACGAAAAGAAAAGUUAAAGAAAGCUGAGUAACAACCAAAAGAUUGUACCAUGUGUGCAUUUAUUAUGGGGAUGGUAGAAGCAUCACCUGCCAAACUUGCUGCGGUCAAACCCAUGCAGAGUGACAUUGGGAAAAGAGCACAGGGGCGAAGACCCCAGAAUGAGGGGGACUGGCUGCAAACUUCCUCCCCACUUCUACAGGUUGCCUUAUCUCUCAACUUCUCCCUACGGACACUCCAGUCUCUGGAAAUGUCAGAUGAUUGUAAAGCACUUGACGCAGCUGCCAUCUAGGAAUGGAGCCACCGCCUGACUUUUUCUACUUUCCAAUUCUGUUAGAUAAAAUUGGUCCCAGUUGGUUUUUCA
Molecule: messenger RNA, 1785 nt
Organism: Lacerta agilis (Sand lizard)
Lineage: Eukaryota; Metazoa; Chordata; Lepidosauria; Squamata; Lacertidae
Gene: LPCAT3
Product: lysophosphatidylcholine acyltransferase 3
Exons: 13
Coding region: 16-1455 (479 amino acids)
Biological process (GO): phosphatidylcholine biosynthetic process; lipid modification
Cellular component (GO): membrane
Molecular function (GO): 1-acylglycerophosphocholine O-acyltransferase activity; lysophospholipid acyltransferase activity
Source: RefSeq, a predicted model, not a curated record